This is a messenger RNA of Branchiostoma floridae (Florida lancelet), 1433 nucleotides long. RefSeq names its product cadherin-20-like. The record is from RefSeq and is a predicted model, not a curated record. Bases 402 to 1433 code for a protein of 343 amino acids. Gene Ontology annotation, molecular function: calcium ion binding. Gene Ontology annotation, biological process: homophilic cell-cell adhesion. NCBI's taxonomy places the organism in Eukaryota, Metazoa, Chordata, Leptocardii, Amphioxiformes, Branchiostomatidae. The transcript is spliced from 6 exons. Gene Ontology annotation, cellular component: cell-cell junction; membrane.
GAUAACGCUUAAUGAAUGAACCGUCCCUUGCGUUGCGUACGUUGACAAGGAAUUGGUUAUUAGCUCAAGUCACUUGUUGGCUUGUCUCUAUAUGUGCCGGCUACUGAAGUCAGGCGUUAGUUGGGAGUCGAGCGCUUGACGGGCACGUCUGCACGUAGCCAUUCGGUACAACUGAGAUUCCGUUGGUAUUCAAAGGUUCAAGAUCGAGUCGCGGGCAGCCGAAGGAAUGCCGACCUUUGGACAAAGAUCUUAAGAUAAAAAGCGGCACUUUUCUUUGACCGAGAAAAGACUUGGAGACUGUGUUAUUCACUUUCUUGAUUGUGUAUAACGCUGGUGCCAUAACAACGUUAACAAGGCCGAGUAUACUACAGACAGGAAACAUUCUGACCAGCGUCAACAAAAUGAGAGACCAUCUGAAGGUGCUAAGCUUGCUGUUGACCGUGGUUGUUGUUAUGGUUACAGCAAGAGAAUUUGACGGAAAGUCGUCCCUGUCGGUGCCACCGGGGGACUGCGAAGUGGUGGCCGUGUCAGAAGGCACACCUAUCGGCUCGGAGAUUUACGUCUUCCGCCUGCCGUCCUUCGUCAGUAACGUCACCGUGGUGUCUCCCGGGGAGGGUGCGCUGGAGGACUGGGGCGUCAGGGUGGACUCAGACAGCGGACAGGUGAUUGCCAUAGGCCGGCUGGACCGUGAGGUGAGAGACUGGAUACAGAUAGACGCAUUCAUCACGGAUUACUCAACUGUGGAUGCCGAACCCCAGUCCGUAAGCGUGUGCCUGAACAUCACGGACGAGAAUGACUGUGCCCCCGAGUGGACCAUGCAGCCGUACCCGUACCUGGCGGCGGUGUCGCCCGACGCUCCGCCCGGGACAACCGUCUACCAGCUGACGGCACACGACGCGGACCUGCACCCCAACAACGUCUUCUCUUAUUACGAGUUUGCAGGAAGGAGUCAGUACUUUCAGCUGGACGCCACCAACGGUACCAUCACCACGCGGGGCCACCCGCUGGUGGCCGGUCAGGAGUACGACAUCACGGUCAUGGCGCAGGACACGGCCGGGAACCAGAGCCCCAGGGUUACCGUGUCCAUCCUCGCCGGCAGGCGGCCUCCGCAGUUCUACCAGGAGCAGUACUCAGUGGACGUGUACGAGAACCAACCAGUGGGCACCAUAGUCCUCACAGUCCAAGCCAAAUCGUUUGCGGACUUGCCAAUCACCUACAGCUUUCUGUCUAUGGGUGUGGCUGAUCCGGCCUUCUCCCUUAACGGCAGCACCGGAGCGAUGAGUGUGGUCAGGCCUCUCAGCUAUGACACCAUGCCCCACACCUCCUACCUUAACGUUUUAGCGACAGAACAGGGAUUUGACGGAAUGGCUAGUAUUAUGCAGGUUAGUCGGCUGAUUGUUGAUUUCUUAGAUCUUCUUACCUCCAUGAAAUGA